GCUAACAAUGGCCAUGCACAUUGAAAUACGACCAGGUCAACUGUCAGGGUAGUUGGCCAUUGAAAGAACUCGUACGUACUUGCUGUGGUCAUGAAGUCUUCGAGCUAUUGUAGUGGCAACCAAAUGAUGGUUACUGUAAACGACAUGCUGAUUAAAAUCCUCUGCUUGUUCUUGUUCUGUUUUCCUUUUCUCUGCUCUGCAAGAGAUACUAUAACAUGGAACAGCUCCAUUAGUGACUUCCAAGGAGAAACACUUGUUUCUGCUGGAGGAAGAUUCGUGCUCGGAUUCUUUACUCCAAAUGGAAGCUUAUAUAUGAGAAGAUACGUUGGGAUAUGGUACUUGAAUUCAACAACUUUUGUAUGGGUUGCUAAUCGCGACAAGCCACUCGGCAAUUUCAAUGGAGUUUUUGCAAUUGCAGGAGAUGGCAACGCCAAGGUCUUAGAUAGAAAUAACAAGAGUUACUGGUCGACCGGACGAUUAAGAAAUUCGUCAUAUACCCACAGGAUAUUGAAGCUCCAGGAUUCUGGGAACCUGGUUCUAACGGAAGAAGGUCCAAGUAACAAUACAGUGAUCUGGCAAAGCUUUGAUGAUCCAACUGACACAUUUCUUCCCGGAAUGAAGAUGGAUACAAACAUGGUGUUGACUUCGUGGAAAAGUAGUGACGAUCCGGGACUGGGGCAUUUCACGUUCCAGCAAGAUCAAGAUGAACCAAACCAAUAUAUAAUCCGGAGAGAAGGGUCAAUCUUGUACUGGGCAAGCACGGUCUCGGGUGAUUUCAUCGACUCCAAUACGCAUGACAUACUCGCUGCGAUAUUUUCAGAAGUUUUCACUUAUGAAUAUCGGGAUAUGAGGCUGGUUAUGGAUCACUUGGGGAAGAUACAGUACUUUAUCCGGGUAAACGUCAAGACAGAGUCGUGGAUUUUGUCUUGGUUCGAGCCAAGACACAGAUGCAGUGUGUACAAUGCUUGUGGAAAUUUUGGUAGCUGCAAUAGUAGGACUAGGAAGCUGUGCAAGUGUCUUCCUGGGUUUGAGCCAAAAUCUUCAAACAAAUGGAAUUCAGGGGAUUUUUCUGAUGGGUGCAAAAGGGUUUCAAUUUCACCCAUAUGUGGUGAGAAUGGUAGAAGAGACAGGUUCCUGAGCCUGAAGAUGAUGAAAGUGGGAAAGGCGAAGGAUUUAUUUCACGUUCGUAAUGAAACAGAUUGUGCAAAUGACUGCCUUCGCGACUGCAGCUGUCAAGCUUAUUCAUACGAUGAAAACGUACUACAGAGAUCUGAUAAACAAGGUAAAUGCCGCAUUUGGGGGGAUCUUGAUAAUCUCUCGGAGAAUUACACAGGUGGCCGUGACCUCUUUCUCCGGGUGGCAGCUUCUGGUAUAGUCUCUGUUUCCCCUGGGCCUGAUGAAGGGACUUCAGAGAAGAAGAAGAAGAAUAAGCCAUCAUAUCUUAUUUUCCUGGGGACUAUUGCAACUAUAAUUGUCAUCUUAUGCAUAAUUUGUUCCGUAUUCUUUCUGAAAAGAAGACGAAUGGCCAAUAGACAAGAUAACAGGGGAAGUAAUCAGGGAAGGAUCGCAUUGCAGUUGUACGACACUGAGAGACAUAUCAAAGAUUUUAUAGACUCAGUUGAGUUCAGAGAAGAAGAUAAAAAAGGCAUAGAUGUACCAUUUUUUGAUUUGGCAAGCAUACUAGCUGCUACCGACAACUUCUCCGAGGCAAAUAAGCUUGGACAAGGAGGGUUUGGGCCUGUUUACAAGGGUAAGUUUCCAGGAGGACAACUGAUUGCUAUAAAGAGGCUGUCAAGGGGUUCACGACAAGGCUUAGAAGAAUUUAAGAAUGAGGUUUUGUUGAUUGCCAAACUUCAGCAUAGGAAUCUUGUUAGACUUUUGGGAUACUGCAUUGAUAGAGAUGAAAAGAUGUUACUCUAUGAAUAUAUGCCCAACAAAAGCUUAGACUCCUUCUUAUUUGAUCGAACACUAUGUGUGUUAUUGAACUGGGAGAUACGCCUUAAAAUCAUUUUAGAAACCGCUCGAGGGCUACUUUACCUUCAUCAAGAUUCUAGAUUGAGAAUCAUUCAUAGAGAUUUGAAAACAAGCAACGUUCUGUUGGAUGAGGAGAUGAACCCCAAGAUUUCUGACUUCGGCUUGGCAAGGAUAUUUGGAGGUAAACAAACCGAGGGAAGCACGACCAGGGUAGUUGGGACAUAUGGCUACAUGUCUCCUGAAUAUGCAUUAGAUGGGUUUUUCUCGGUCAAAUCUGAUGCCUUCAGCUUUGGUGUAGUUGUACUUGAGGUUAUCAGUGGGAAAAGGAACACAGGAUUUUUCCACUCAGAACAAGCUUUGAUCAGUCUUCUAGGCUAUACAUGGAAAUUGUGGAAAGAAGACAAGGCAUUGGAUUUAAUGGACCAGACAUUAGGUGAAAGUUGCAACACAAAUGAGUUUUUGAGGUGUGUUAAUGUUGGGCUCUUAUGUGUACAAGAAGACCCCAGUGAUCGUCCCACUAUGUCGAAUGCUGUUUUCAUGCUUGGGAGUGAAACUGCAACUCUCCCGACUCCUAAACAACCAGCCUUUGUUGUAAGGAGAUCCCUUUCUUCUAGUAAACCAGAAAGCUUAAAUGAAUUAACAGCUUCCAUAGAAGAAGGUCGAUGAAGAUGGAGGUUCUCAUGAGUCUUGUUUUCUCUUUACCAAUUUGUAUUACUUCAUAUUGUGGUUCUUAAAACAAAGUUUGAAUGAAUUGACUUUGGCGGGAUACCAAAACCGACAAUAAAGAUCUCUAAUCAAAAGA
Corylus avellana is the source of this 2776-nucleotide messenger RNA. The record is from RefSeq and is a predicted model, not a curated record. NCBI's taxonomy places the organism in Eukaryota, Viridiplantae, Streptophyta, Magnoliopsida, Fagales, Betulaceae.